Encephalitozoon romaleae SJ-2008 is the source of this 303-nucleotide messenger RNA. RefSeq lists its product as hypothetical. Gene Ontology annotation, cellular component: cytoplasm. The coding region runs from base 1 to 303 and encodes 100 amino acids. The record is from RefSeq and is a predicted model, not a curated record. The transcript is spliced from 2 exons. NCBI's taxonomy places the organism in Eukaryota, Fungi, Microsporidia, Unikaryonidae.
AUGGCUUGGUAUUGCAUUCAGGACAAGAAGCUUAGAUUGAGUGUUAGAGCUCGGCCUAGCGCAAGAAGUACUGGCAUAAGAGAAAUAUCAGGCACAGAAAUUGUUGUAAAUGUAAAUGCUCCGCCGGUAGAGAAUAAAGCUAACAAAGAAUUGGUGAGGUUUAUCAGUAAGAUGCUUAGAGUUCCGAAGUCUUCUAUCAAAAUCGUAAUAGGGACCACCAGUAUGCAGAAGACAGUUGAGGUGAGUCCCUGGGAAGGAAGCAUAGAAAACUUGGAAGCAACCGCUAAGAAAAUGUUAGAGUAG